Messenger RNA from Lachnellula hyalina, 1191 nucleotides. RefSeq names its product CTP-dependent diacylglycerol kinase (gene DGK1). Lineage: Eukaryota; Fungi; Ascomycota; Leotiomycetes; Helotiales; Lachnaceae. The transcript has 2 exons. The record is from RefSeq and is a predicted model, not a curated record. Bases 1 to 1191 code for a protein of 396 amino acids. Gene Ontology annotation, biological process: phosphatidic acid biosynthetic process. Gene Ontology annotation, cellular component: endoplasmic reticulum membrane. Gene Ontology annotation, molecular function: ATP-dependent diacylglycerol kinase activity.
AUGUCGCGAUCGUCUUCGAACCCCGUUCCGGCAACCCCAAGAGUCAUUUCUCCUUCACCAACACCCUCGGAAGCUGGGGAAACAACUUCGCAAGAUGGCUAUUUCGGGCCGGUGACAAGGUCUGCUAAGAAGAGGGCGGCAGCUCCACAGCCGAUACACGAAGAUCUCGAUGAAGAAGAGGAAACAAGCGCGGAUUUAAGAAGGGCAAGGUCAAAAAGCAGAAGUCCUAUGAGAAUACGAAAAGUCACUGGCCAUGCUCCAGCUAAAGCAACGACAUCUUCUACUAUCACAAGCCCUCCGCCUGUAACUCCAAAUGGGGCUACAUCGAACGGGCAUCUCUCGCCCACAAGUGCUAAUUCAGGAUGGAGCUGGAGGGAUCUGAGUCGAAGUCCUAGUCCGUUGGGUCUUAUUCCUAUACACAGACAAUGGAGAUCGUUUGUGCACCGGCAUGAGGUCCCACGAAAACUUUUGCACGUCUCUAUUGGAUUCUUCACUAUCUGGGCCUAUGUACAUGGUCUUCAGACCUCGGAUAUCCACCCGUAUCUUUUGACGGCGCUUGUCCCGAUUGCAACCGUUGAUUAUGCCCGUUUCAAAUUCCCAUCUUUUAAUCGCUUUUAUGUCCGAGCUCUCGGUGCUUUCAUGCGAGAAACCGAGUUCGAAGGAUGGAACGGGGUCAUUUGGUACCUCCUAGGAGCCUGGAUCUCCCUGCGCUUCUUCCCUAAGGACGUCGGAGUCAUGGGUAUACUUCUCCUAAGCUGGUGUGACACCGCCGCGAGCACCGUUGGACGGGCAUAUGGACGUUACACGCCUCGUAUCAGGCGUGGAAAAUCUCUCGCGGGGUCACUUGCAGCGUUUCUCGUCGGCGUCAUUACUGCAGCCGGAUUCUGGGGAUGGCUGGUACCACGGAACGGCCAGUUUCCUGAGGACGUGAACUGGCCUUUACAGUUCACAGGAACGUUGUCCCUGCCAGGGCCUAUUAGGGACCUUGUUGGUUUGACCGAGGCACAGGCGAGCAUUUCUGGCGGUUUGGCUUUAGCAAUAAUGAGUUUAUGGACAGGCUUUGCGGCUUCAGCCAGCGAGGUCAUUGACAUCUUUGGGUGGGAUGACAACUUAACGAUACCGAAUAGAGGCGGUGUUUCCAGCGAUUUUGGGGAAGCAUGGGCGUUGGAUGGUUCACAUGGCAUGCACUAG